Messenger RNA from Camelus dromedarius (Arabian camel), 13856 nucleotides. RefSeq names its product cyclin T2 (gene CCNT2). Lineage: Eukaryota; Metazoa; Chordata; Mammalia; Artiodactyla; Camelidae. The coding region runs from base 3240 to 5009 and encodes 589 amino acids. The record is from RefSeq and is a predicted model, not a curated record. Gene Ontology annotation, biological process: positive regulation of DNA-templated transcription, elongation; regulation of transcription by RNA polymerase II. Gene Ontology annotation, cellular component: nucleus; cyclin/CDK positive transcription elongation factor complex. The transcript has 6 exons. Gene Ontology annotation, molecular function: cyclin-dependent protein serine/threonine kinase activator activity.
GCUUACCUUCAACAGACUCAAGAACUGGUUUUACUUGAAACCAUAAUGCUACAAACCCUAGGUUUUGAGAUCACCAUUGAACACCCACACACAGAUGUGGUGAAAUGUACCCAGUUAGUAAGAGGUAAGUGAUCUUUGAAACUUUUAAAUUAAGUAUUAAUACUUUUUAAUGUCUGUAAUGAUUUGAGUGCUAUUUUGUUCUUCUGUCCUUUUCUUGAGUUUUAUUAAAAUGGGGGAAAUGUCAUUUGAAACAUUAUUUUUCAGUGUUCUGCUUAUUCAUCAACUUCUAUUUGUGGUCCUUCCUGGUGAAUUAGCUUCCUUUAAAUUUAAGUGAGCGUCUCAUUUCACUAAAAAUUGGAGGGCUUCCAAAUAUUUAGAUUCUUUCUACCUUCCCAUUGGGCUGUGCCUAUCCCAUUUCAGUUUGUAUUUAAGAUGUAACUAUUUAACAUAUAGGUGCGUAAGAUAGUAUUAAUUUCCAAUUUAUGUCAAACUUGCAUUGACUUGUUGAAAAGUGAUUAUAGUUUGAGUUUGGAGGCCAAUUUCAAACUUUCAAAUAAAAAAUGGCUUUCUUGGCGGAUUUGUCAUCUAUGGGAAUGUUUUGCCCAUGUUCAUUUGAAUAAAAUUGAUUUAAUACAUUUUAAAAAUCUUUAUCAUUAUUAAAAAUGAUUUCCUUUUUAUGUGUAGUGAGUAAAUUAUUAUAUAGCAUGAUACGUAACAGCAUGUGAUGUACCUGUUAAACCUUUUAUAAACAGGAAUACAAAGUUUUUGUAUUGUUUGCUUUACUCCUUAUAAAGCAUGUUGGUAUAUGUUGUUCUGCUCUUGUUAAUACAUCCUAUGUCUUCAUAUCUCUAGAAAUAUUUUUCACACAGAUGCAUGCAGUACUGUUAUUUCUACUUGCCUGUUUACCAUUUAAAGUGUUGUGUACUAAUAGCAACCACUUGGAACUUUUAGUGUGCCUUUUUCUGUUACUUCUUUUUGAAAAUGAAAUUUUGCAGUUUCUUUUACCAUCAGGCUUUAGGUUUAUUCUAAACAAAUUGGGUAAGACUUUUGAAGGCCUUGUUUUUCAGUGUUUUCCUAAAUGUUCUCAUAUUUUAUAUAUUCCAAAUUGAAUUCAUUUUAUACCUAGGUAGGAUUUCAUUAUGUAAUGGCUACAUUAAAAAAAAAAAGACGUGUUAUCUGGUACCACAGUUGUCAUUGUUAAAAACUGGAGUUAUAAAAAUCCCGUUUAUAUAUCUUUUAAUUCUAAUAGUACAUGUUACCAUUUGUAAACUAGAACAUAUUUAAUUAUGGUUCCUAUUCUUCAUAGUUAUAUUUUUAUAACACUUUCUCAUCCUCAGUAUUAAAGUGUAGUAUAGAGUUGUAUAGAGAAAUAGUGUAUAGAAAAACUGAAUGUUGAAUUAAGAAAAAAAAAGCUUUAGAGAAGUUUUGUUUUCCUGAAGACUUUCAAGGGUAAGCUCUUUUGUCUGAAUAAUGGAGAGCCAUAUAUUUGCCUUAAGCUGAGCUUGGUAAAGAAAGAUACUGAAGGAAGAUAUUAAUAUAGGUGAAAAUAUAUGUAUGUACAUACUUAGUAGGAAAUGAAACUGAAUUUUUAGCUUAGUAUUAUUGUGACAUUUGAGUCAGCGUCUCUUAAGUGCUUUCUAAAGAAGCUAGAGACAUAAAGCCCAUUUAUUUGCAAAAUUGAGUAGUAAAGUUCAAACAUGUAUAAAAACUAAAUUUGACAUAUAUCCAAAGUAAAAUAUUUAACUGUGAUUUUUUUAUUAUUAAUGUUUAAAAUGUGACUGAUUCUUAAAUUUUAGUACAAAUCCCAUGUAUGUUUAACUUCAUUUUGUCUGACUAACAUUUCAAGUAACUGUAAUUUACAUCUCACUCCAUUUUAAAAUGUUCUUUCAUGUUUGAUAUAUUUUUUCUUUUGCCCUAAAACCACUUUCAGCUAACAGCAGAACAUUUUCCCUACAUUCCUCUCUGUUGCAGUGACUUUUAAUAGGAUACUGAAAGUUCAUAUAUUCUGAGGUGAAAACUGCAAUGGCUUGACACAACAUUGUAAAAUGAUUAUAAAUCAAUAAAAAAUGUUAAAAAAAAAAAAAAGAAAGAAAGAAAGAAAGAAAACUGCAAUGGCAAUUGAAAAUUAUUUUUACUUCCUUCUCUGAAUAUUUUGAUUAUUUUGAUUCUUUUGUGGGAUGGGGGUGGGGUAAAUGUGUGUUUUUUUCUAAGUCCUCCCUCCCCCCCACCCCACCCCACCCAUCCCUACCCCAACCCCCGGAGAUGAGAAAGUUAUUAUGCUACUUUGCUGCAGAAUUGGCUAAUGUCAUUUUACAGGGACCUUUCAUUUCUGUGAUUUCUCCUUCCCUCCCCACCAGGAAAGAAUGCCAUACUUAAGUCACACUGCCUCCAAGACAUCUGAUGCUUUGACACUCUUCCUUAGCACAACUCUGCUAAACCCAAAUCCCUUUUGUAAACCUUUAUGUUGAUGAUCCACAUGGGGCAGCGGGGGAAUAACAGGUGCCACGAAUGAAAAUAGGAGGGGGGCAAGGAAUGUUGAGACCUGUUAGAGAGGGAUGAGUUGAGGUGAACUGAUCCUAGGUGAGCAGAGGGGAAAGAUACAUCAGUGAUGAUGAAUAUACCUGGAAAAGGGGGGGGGGGGGCAGAGGCACCCUGUUGGGAAGAAUAAGAAGUAGAAUAAGGGAGCGGGGGACUGUUUUCAAUUUCAGUGUCUUAAGAAGCUAGUUAAAAAUUGCUUUUCUACUGGGGACCAGUAUUGAAUCAUCCUGAUUCCUUCUAGACUUGUAUCUUUUCUAAAGUUGUCAUUAAUUGGAUUAUAUAAUUAAAAAUGAUACAGUGGCAUUUUCUAUGUCUACAUCCUUAUGAUGUUUCUGGGUUAUUCUUUUGAUGCUUAGUAGCGUGAUGAAAAACUCAGUUUGUGCUCUGAGUUUCAGGGGUGGGGGUUUGUUUUGUUUUGUUUUCUUUUGUUUCUUUUGGUGAAAGUACUUAAGCCAACUUAAAUAUGAUGACAAUCAGGAUUAAGUCUGGCAGGCAACUCUUUGUAUUUUGUGUUAGACUUCAAAAUCUUUUCUUCUUCUUCUUCUUUUUUUUUUUUUUAAAUCCAGGAGAAUGCUUUAUUGCAACUUUUAGCUGACUAGAUGCUUAACUUAGUAACAAGUUUAGCCCUUGUAACUGGCUAGCUAAAAGCAAAUCGGCUUGUUUCUCAGAUCUUUGGGGGAUAGCAAGAAACAUUUGAGUGAAUGUUGUUGAAGAUUUUCAGUAGUAUAGAAAAUGAUGGCGCUCUUGUGAUAUUUGUAAGUACAAGCAAGGAUUUGGCACAGACAUCCUAUUUCAUGGCUACCAACAGUCUGCAUCUUACAACCUUCUGUCUUCAGUACAAACCAACAGUGAUAGCAUGUGUAUGCAUUCAUUUGGCUUGCAAAUGGUCCAAUUGGGAGAUUCCUGUGUCAACUGAUGGAAAACAUUGGUGGGAAUAUGUGGAUCCUACAGUUACUCUGGAAUUACUAGAUGAGCUAACACAUGAGUUUCUGCAAAUAUUGGAGAAAACACCUAGUAGGUUGAAGAGGAUUCGAAACUGGAGGGCUACUCAGGCGGCUAAGAAACCAAAAGUAGAUGGACAAGUAUCAGAAACGCCACUUCUUGGUUCAUCUUUGGUCCAGAAUUCCAUUUUAGUAGAUAGUGUUACUGGUGUGCCUACAAACCCAAGUUUUCAGAAACCGUCUACAUCAGCAUUCCCUGCACCAGUACCUCUAAAUUCAGGAAAUAUUUCUGUUCAAGACAGCCAUACAUCUGAUAAUUUGUCAGUGCUAGCAACAGGAAUGCCAAGUACCUCAUAUGGUUUGUCAUCACACCAAGAAUGGCCUCAACAUCAAGAGUCGGCAAGGACAGAACAGAUAUAUUCCCAGAAACAGGAGACGUCUUUGUCUAGUAGCCAAUACAACAUCAACUUCCAGCAGGGACCUUCUGUAUCACUGCAUUCAGGAUUACAUCACAGACCUGACAAAAUUUCUGAUCAUUCUUCUGUUAAGCAAGAUUAUACUCAUAAAGCAGGCAGCAGUAAACACCAUGGGCCAAUUUCUGCUACUCCUGGAGUAAUUCCUCAGAAAAUGUCUUUAGAUAAAUAUAGAGAAAAGCGUAAGCUAGAAACCCUUGAUCUGGAUGUGAGGGAUCAUUACAUAGCUGCCCAGGUAGAACAGCAGCACAAACAUGUACAGUCCCAGGCAGCCAGCAGCAGUUCUGUAACUUCUCCCAUUAAAAUGAAAAUUCCCAUUACAAAUGCUGAAAAACCUGAAAGAUACAUGGCAGAUAAGAAGGAAAAGAGUGGAUCACUGAAAUUGCGGAUUCCAAUACCCCCCACUGAUAAAAGUGUCAGUAAAGAAGAACUGAAAAUGAAGAUAAAAGUUUCUUCCUCAGAAAGACACAGCUCUUCUGAUGAAGGCAGUGGGAAGAGCAAGCACUCAAGCCCACAUGUUAGCAGGGACCAUAAGGAGAAGCACAAGGAGCAUCCCUCAAACCGCCACCACCCCGGCAGUCACAAGCAUUCCCACUCGUACAGUGGCAGCAGCAGUGGGGGCAGUAAACACAGUGCUGAUGGAAUACCACCCACUGUGCUGAGGAGUCCUGUUGGCCUGAGCAGUGAUGGCAUUUCCUCUAGUUCCAGCUCUUCAAGGAAGAAGCUGCAUAUCAAUGAUGCAUCUCACAACCAUCACUCCAAAAUGAGCAAAAGUUCCAAAAGUUCAGGUAGUUCAUCUAGUUCUUCCUCCUCUGUUAAGCAGUAUAUAUCCUCUCACAACUCUGUUUUUAACCAUCCCUUACCCCCUCCUCCCCCUGUCACAUACCAGGUGGGCUACGGACAUCUCAGCACCCUCGUGAAACUGGACAAGAAGCCAGUGGAGACCAACGGUCCUGAUGUCAAUCACGAGUACAGUACAAACAGCCAGCAUAUGGACUACAAAGACACAUUCGACAUGCUGGACUCGCUGUUAAGUGCCCAAGGAAUGAACAUGUAAUCAUUUGUUUAGGUCAAUUUUUCCUUUACUUUUUUAAUUUAAAAAUUGUUAGAAUGGAAAACUUCCUCCUGAUCUAGCAGUGGUUAACACCUGCUGUUGCUGCCACUGCUUCAAUAUUUGUAAGUGCUGCUUUAUUCUUCAUUCUGAAAAGAAGAGAUUAUAGUAAACAAGUCUUUAUCUCCACAUAUGAUAGUGUUAUAAAUACUGUAACAGCAUGGAAGGUGCAAAACUCAGUAUUUCUGCAAUUGCAGCUAAGAACAUUAGGAUGAAUGGCUGGCUGCUUCUAGGAAUAUAAGAUGCCUCAAGCAUUUGUUAUUUAUAAUUUGAAUACUGUAGCUAUUUUUUGUUGCUUGGCUUUUGAAUGAGUGUAAAUUGUUUUCUUUUGUGUAUUUAUACUUGUAUGUAUGAUUUGCAUGUUUCAAUGAUAAAGGGAUAAAACAGUAUACUGACAACUGUUUACAAGAAAGUGGAGAAAAAUGUACAUACAUUUUUGUAUGUUUAGAUAUUACCAUAAAUACUCAGGAUUGGAGCUGCUUGUAAGUAUAACAAUAUACAGAAUAACUUUAUUUUAUCUUGUCAGAGUCCAUCACUAAUCUAAAAUAAAGGUGGCACUUUUUCAUGUUAACCUUAAACUCUAGGCCUUACUGGAAGCCACUGAAGGGGGACACUUCACUACCAGAUGGGUAUGCAGUGCCACAGAUGGUCAUUUACACUGUGAGGCACUGAUUCUGCCUUCAGAGGUUCUGACCAGAUUGGCUGCUGAAAUAGCCCCUAAUUUUCUGAAGGCUUGAAGAGGAAAAAAUAAAGUUUACAUACUCUAGAUGUGAAGUGCAUUUAAAUGUUUGUUGGCUUGUUGCAGUACUAUAAACACGGAGCUGUUAAUAAUGGUUAUGUAGAUGACUGUGAUUUGAAAACUAAAUUCACAAAAACUUACAUUAGUGAAGAAUUAGUAAGUUUUUUUCUUAAAUAAAAAACUUUAACACUACAUAUUUCAACAGUAAACAGGAAUCGCUUUUCCUUUAGCAUUCAGAAUAACACCACGUUCUUAAACAUACUCCUCCCCUGAAGUGUGUUUGUGUGUGAUGCCAUAUUUCUUUUUCAGGUAAACACAGUCUUCCUUAUAAAAAUGAAAUUAAACCUAUUGCUAUCUCAGUUCUUUUAUAUUCUAAUAAUAAAUAAAACAAAAAGAUGACUGACUGUGCACUGUACCUGUAUUUAUAGCUUAUAGUUGUUAUCAGGAAGCUCUGAGGAAAAAAAAAAAAAGUCAGCCUCCAGGUAAACAGCUAGUGGAGGUUUUACAUUUGUUUGCACAUCUCAGUAUAUUCCUGUUGAGGUCAAGUUUGCACAGUCUUCUGACUUCUGAACAAACAACAGACUUAAACUUGUUUAAAAUUUGUCUUAAAUGCCAGUAAUAUGGCUCUGGUUUAUCAGCUAAUCUUCAAUUCUGUGGUAAAUCUUUGAGAUGGGUUGGAUUCAGCUUCUUUUGAACUGAAAACUGUCUUAAUUUUUCCUCUAUGUAUAUGAAUUAUUUUUGUUACAAAGCCACUGAUAUGUGCACAAUUGUAAUUUUACUCAAGUAUGUUGCAGUUGUAAAUACUAGAGUUUAACCUUGUGCUCUACUUUUAUUUAGCAAUUACCUGAUUUGCCAGUAGCUUUAUAAUUUUUUUAAGAUAAUUGUUCAUUAUUUUGUCAAUGUUAUUUGAAUUUAGGAUACUAGGAGCCUCUUUCUAGGGACUUUGCCUAGCUAGCAUGUCCUAACUUUGUUCUUGUCUUGCAUAACUUUAGUAAUCUUUGUCAUUUCAUGUAACUUUAUUGCUCUGUAUGGCAUAUUAUUGUAUCCAUAAACAUGGUAAUUUUGAUACAGUUAUACUUUUACAGUGGUACAUAAUCCAAGGACUAGUAUAGAAUUAAGAUGAGUGCAAGAUGAGGGAGGGAAGGGUUUUGUUCUUGGUGAUUUAGAUGUGAAACCUCUAAGGAGCUAUCAUGUGAAACGACAUAAAGUUGUCGUGCUACUGUAUGAUUGGGGGUGAUGAUACCAGGAAUUUUAAUAAGAUUUUGUAAAGAAUAUCCAGAAAAGUAGUGAACUUAUUUUCAGUAUGACAUAGAAAACAAUGUGAAUAUUUAAGGUCUGUGACUAUACCUAAACUUCACUAAGAAUUUGCAGAAUUGUUUUGAGAUGUGAGAAUAAAGGUAAUUUUGUUGAAUCUUUAUUGGUGCUAAUGAUGGACAGUUAAAAAGGUAGCUAGUGUAUAUUGUUAUGGGUCAGUACUUAUUAGUACUUCCAAAAUUGAAUUUGAAAUGCUGUGUAUUCACUUUUCACUCUGUAAAUGUAAUUCUUUACAAUGACUUUAUUUAUUAAAGGGCAGCCAGUUAUAAUUUUUACAGGAUUGUGUGAGCUAUUCAAACUCUUUAACCUCUGAACAGGUUAUUAGCUUCUAAAACCACAAUGGGGAUAAAUAUGGAAAUCCUUUUAAGUUUCAUUUCCAUUAAAUGAGAACCCUUAUAGUUCAUUGCAAUGAAUUUACUUUAACCAUCUCAUUUGCAUAAAGUAGUUCAUCAGCCUGGUCCUGAUAGGCUCAACCAAAGAAAAAGACUCCAAUGAAUGGACAUUAUUACUGAGUCUUCUUGUAAGUAGCCAUAAAUAAACCAAAAUAGUAUCAAAUUUAGGUGUGAAAUUCCACAUGUGCAAGUACUGUUAAGGUGAUACAUUUUUGAUGAGAUUUUUAAAAAUAUUUGAACUAUUAAAAAACAUUAUCUUUAAACAUCCUAUAAAAGAGUGAUUCAUUUUUUAGUUGUGUUUUCCCUAGAUCAUAGAUGUGUUACCUUUACACAGAAGCACAUUACAUAGAAAGACUGUACUUCUACCUCUUUCAAGUAAUUUUCUGAUAUUGAGCUGUGCCCCUAAAUAUUUGCCUUAGCUAUUUUAAAAUACAGUACUUUCAGAACCAAAGCAAAGGAGUGUUUUUUUUUUUUUUCACAGAAACAUUCUCAGAGGCCUGCUUUACCAAAAAAACUGGUGGUGGUAUCCUUGCGUGGUAAGACCGUGCAAAGUGUCCUAGUUCCUGUUUCUUGUUUUACCUAAGGUUCAUUUUUUUGUUUGUUUUUGCAGAUAAUUAAAUACUGAAACAUCUUGUAGUCACCCCUCAGUUUGUCUUUGAAAACCAUUACAUGGGCAUCUUGACCUUCCUCUGUGUAUGCAGCUUCAUUCUGGCUAGAGUUCUUAAAGAGUACAAGAAAAUUUCUGCCAUGAUACGUGGUUUCAUGCAGAACGUCAUGAGGGGUGCUUACAUUACUUUGUACCAACGGAUUAUGAGUAUGUAGGAUACCUUGCUUUUCUGACCUAUCUCUCGUCUUUGAACUAAAGAAAUGGCUAGCUGAGGGCUACUUCAGAUAACCAAAUUUAAAGUGUUUUUGUUAGUUACCAAAUGUCUUGCCUUAAAAGCAUUUUUAAGCACAUUUUUUGGUUAUAUUUGAGAAUUUAAAUUACUGGUUUUUAUUCCUUAACCAGUCUUAGAAACAAACUACUGCUUACAUAUGCAUCACUGUUAUGUACUCUGAGUACCCUUGGUUAUUAGAUAUGUUAGGGUUUUGCAUAUACUAUGGAGAUAAGUAAAGAUUUUUUAAAAACAUGGUUAUAUCUCUAAAGAAAGACACUUCUACUGUCAAGAUAUCUCACCAUUCCCAUAUUUUAUCUGAACAAAAAAACAGUUGUUUCUCACCUGCUGUGCUUAAAUAGCUAGGUGAUUUUUAAGAUGUCUUUGCUGAGGAAAAUUUGAGAGCUUUUGUUAUAAAGAAUUCUUGAUUCAACAGUCUCAGCUUUCUUGGGAGGCAGUAGGAUUCACUAACUACAUUUAUCCAGAUGAAAGAUAAACAAAUCGCACACAUGGGGAAGACUUGGUGGCACAUGCUAAUCUUGUGUGCCCAUUUGGUUAUAUAGACUGACAUAGGGAUUUUAGCAUUGGAAAAGCAGCUCAUUCUGUCCCUGCCCUCCUAGGGUGCCAAGAUAUGGUACCAAUGUGUUAAUUUGAGAAUUCACAGCUAUAUUAAUAAUCUGAAAUGUGAUUGCUAUAAAUUGGCACAUAUGUAAGCCAAAUAAUCAGUAAUUUGUGUUACAAGAGAAGUUUGCCUCUGAACCAUCUGUCUUUACUAUAGAGAUGAUCUUGCCAGUGGGUCUGAAGUGCUCUCAAGUUUCUGGCACUGUGCAUCCAUUUCUUUAUUCCACAGUGUCAAUUUGGGCACAGCCAGCUUUUGUUUCUGUGACCUCUCUUUUUCUGUUAAUUUGCUAGUAUGUUUUCUGCCUGAAAUCUCUUAAUUUAAGGUAGCUUGAUAAGCAAGACACAUUUGAAGGCUGUCUGACUAGGAGUAGUUUUGAUCUCAGAAACAUGACUUAACCUGUUCGCUGUGAUCCAUUAAUCUCAAAAGUGAAUUCUGAGGGCUAAUUUCCUUUAUUUCCAAGUUUGGGGAAGAAGCCUCACUUAAAACCUGUUUAGUAGUUGGUUUAACUUCAUUUGCCUGUUGUUAAGUAAAGAGUACAUUCUUUUUUAAGCUGUUUUCCAGCAGCUUCACUUAGUUUAAAAACUUCACAUGUGCUCAUUUAUUAUCAGCAGUAAUUGGGAUUUUGUUUUCUGAAUGUACUCAAAACCCCCAAGGACUUUUGAAUAGGAUGUUUGCUGAUAGAAAAUCCAAAACAGGAAGAUGUGUAUAUGGUAUGAUUCAAUUAGACAUUGAAUUUCAGCUGAGUAUCUAUUAUAAGGAAUUAUUAAUAAAGUUUGUUUAUUGACAACAUAAAUCCAAGGCUCUUAACAUGUCUUGUUAAUGUGAAUCAAAUAACUUUCAGUCCCUGGGAGAUGUGGGAAAUAAGGUCUUUAAUAUAAAAGUUACUUUUUAUUUGGAUGACUCCAUUUUUUUUAUGGCCACUGGGAUCAGAUUGUCCAUUUUUCAGUCUCAACACCAUCACUUAGUAGCUGUCUUUGGGGAAAUCGCGUGACUUUGUGCCUGGAUUUCCUAAUCUAUACAAUGUCAGUAAUAGUACCUGUUUGUUCAGUUGUGGGGCUUAAGGCAUGGGUGAUGGAGGAGGGCCAAAUAGGAUAGGUGGCAUUGAAGAGAAUCCUAAUAGAAAUACAUUUGGGAUAUUGGAGAGAGUGAUGAAGCCCAAUCCAGGUACAGUAAACUUGAGUGUGUGGAACAUUGCUUGCCUCCUGUUUCCAGAGUUUAAGUUCUUCAUUCUGAUUCAUACUUUGGGAUUUUCUUGUGUACAUUAUUGCAUCACCUCCACAAAAAGCACUGAGUAACUGGAAUUGUCUGGAAGAGGGAUUAUCCAUGAAAAAUUUUAAUCAUAAACUGCUUAAUAUUGCUUCUCUCUCCUACCCCUUCUUCCCUCCGUCACCAAUUUUCUUGCAACUCCCACUUGAAAGGAAAUGGAAGCCUUGCAAUGGCUUUCAUAAACUAGAACUAGGAUAGAAGAGCUACUUCCUCCAAUAUGCAUUUUAAGCCUAAAUGUAAAGUAAAUGCUUUGAAAUCACCAUAAAAGAUUUGUCUUCAUUUUGUGUUAACACCAGUAAGGGCUUUUUUUUUUUUUUAAAGCACAUAAUAAACUUGAGUUUUACUUAGGAACAUUACCAAGUCGAUUUCCAUUUAACCAAAGUUAGUGAUUCCAUUUAGUAAUUCAUCCUACUCCAUUGUUUCUUCCCUCUUUUUCUUCCCUGCUGUUACAAUAUAGUGGAAAAAAUUGUACAUUUUUGUUUUAACUCUAGUAUGACCUGCCUGUUCCCUCCUAACACCACCUCCCAAAGCAAUAUAGGCUUCACCAAAUGAGGGUUUUUCAUCAUAUUGCCAUAAAAUUAACAGGCUUAUUGAGACCUUACAAAUGUCCAGGCACACACCCAAGAUCAGUUUUCUUUAGUCUUUCAGGUCAUAAUGCGUAGGAGCAAUUGCUUUAGAGGCGACUUCAGACAUGGUUUUUCACAAGGAUGAAAAGGCAUGGCAGCAGGAAAAGUACGGCAGCUUUUCCUCGGGACUGCUUGCCCUUUCAGCUUUUCACAUAGCCAUACGCAAACACUCUUGUUAACUUCGUUCAUCGUCAUUGAAGACACAGACUGCUCACCCCUAGUGCUUUAGAGUUGAAUCACCUGGAAAGCUUUUUCAAAAUGCAAGUUGCUGUAUUGCAUAGCUGCUCUAAACGGAAUACUUGUCAGUGCAAGUCUGAGGAAUAAAGAUGGCCUGGUAGGUGAUGGAGGCUUUCGAUGCUCAUUGAGCAGAUUUAGUGGGUUUUUAUCUUGGAGCUACUCAUUCCACCACGGCCGGGACUGCUGUCGUGGUCAAGCAGGAGAGGGUGGAGCAAGUGAAUGGAAUGCUGUACACUCCCCAGCCCUAUACUGUAGAGCUCGCUCGCUCGCUCGCUCUUUCCCACUGUGGCAGCUCCCCUAAUUCAGCCUCUGAGAAAUGGCCACAGUGUAAAGGCUAAAGUAGGUUAACGUUAGAGAGAUGCUAUUGAGUUGGAACUUGUAGGAUUUUACUUGGGAAGUUAAAUUUCCUUUGGUUGACUGUGAGGCCCUUUCAGUAUGUAUUGAAGUGCACUUCUGAAUGUGAUUGAAAACUGGGGCAGUGUUCAUGGUGAGAAGGGAGGUAGUCAUAGAAGGGAAGGCAAUGUUGCUACUAAGUGAAAAAUGAAAAGAUUUUGACACCAUUAAAGUAAUCAAAAUCACUAACUGGACCAGUGAAUUUAUCAGCAUCAUUGGAGUUUUGUUUGCUCUGAGUAAACCUUAAUGUUGUAACCAAUUACAUUUAUUAACUACAAAUCUGAGAGGCAGCAGGGAAAGGGCACUGAAAUCAGACAUCUGGAUGGCAAUCCUAACUCCCCACUACCAGUUGGAGUGACCUUAAGAAAGUUACUUAGCCCUGAGCCCUAUUGUUCAUUAAGUGAAACUACUACCAACCCAAAUAACAGCCAGAAUUGAAUUAAAUGAUGUACCUUUAUUAGUUGAGUGAAUGCUAUCCCUCCCAGCCCCCACCGUUCUACACUCAGUCUUCUUUCAGGACCUAUACCUCCUAAAGGAAGAUACAAAAGGAGCAAACACGUGGCAACUGAUAGGAACGUAAUUCCAAUCUUCAUGUCUUAAAACAGUGAAAGACAAAACAACAGAAAGCUUUUAGAACCAACACUUGCCUAUUAAAAAUGUACAACUUUUGAAGGUUCUGCUAAAUAUUCCAAGAUAAAGUUCAGUAUUCUAUAUCAAUAGAAGAGGGGUAGGUUUGUUAACACCAACUUCAUGUGUCCAUUACUGUGAUCUGUAUACAUAGCGUAAACUGUCUUAGUCCCUGCCCUUUCCCCAUCGGGUUUGAGAGGUUUGAAUGUAAAGUUAAUUGCUCCAGAAUCAGACAUAAUGAUUCAGAUUUUAAAGAAUGCUGAAAUCGCUACUAAAAUUUUAAAAUUAAGCCCUACUUAAAGUGCUCAUGUACAAGUAAGUAAAAUAAGGGGACACAUCCCUUAAGUUCUCAUCGAAUAUGAGGGGAAAACUAUCCUAGCUGGAGAGAGAGCAGGAAGGAAUUCCCACAAAGACCCUUCUAAAUGUGACCAAAGUAACAUCUACCUCAGCCGGACUGCAUUUCGCAUUUAUUUCAGAAGCUUCUGGAGGAGCAGCUUGGUUUUGACAAAGCCUGACAACCAGUGUUAGAAAACACCUAAAAUUAGUUUGUAGUCCCAUCUUCAAAUGAUAGCAGCCAGUGAAAAGAAUCUAGAUUUAGCUUAAAGAUACAUAUAUAGGUAUCAAUGAAAUUUAGUAGGUGAGUGGAGGCACAGCAACGGAAACCUUAUCAAAAAAAUACUUCGUCCACCAACUUAAAGUAAGGCCUAGUGAUAAUUCUGACAACUUGUCCAUGUUCAUUAUUGUGAGGUUUUCCGGUAUUCUGGGAGUGAAAGUGGGAGGUGACCUCAGCAGGAGGAGGAGUCCUUCCUUCAGGGGAAGUCAGCAAAGUGCCCUGGAAAGGUUUAUAUGCUGACCUGCUCUCCCCUUCUCAGAUCGAGCUUUUACCCCACCAGCUGGCUGCGGUUUAUGACCUGAUUCACUCUGCAAAUAAGUGAAGACCUCCAGUCACACUAUAAACUACAAGGAAAGCAGCCUGAGGUGUAAGGAGCCACCUGCAAUCGCCCAACUUCUUGUGGGUGGAGACUUCUAAGGAGUUAGGGGAGCCCCUGAUAAUGAAAGGCCAAGACCCUUAGCUCUCUUCCUGUUAACUUGGAGGUUCCUGUGAUCUGCAACGUUUAGACUGCUGCCUACGUAAACAGUCUAGCAUUGUUCUACUCCCUUUAACUUUCCACCCUCCUCCACUCGCCUUUGCAAGAAUUUAAGCGUUUUUUACCCACUAAACAAGAAAAUACAAUUUUGUUCUUGUUUCUAUAAUUUUAAACUGAUGACUUUAAAAUUGGCAGGCCAAAAAUAAAAGGAAAUAAUCAUAUAAAGCAAUAGAGAUCAUAGUUCCUAAAUAGUCAAAACUGUAAAUACUGGAAUAGUUUUUUGUUGUUGUCGUUACUGUUUUAAGAAGAGUUUCUCAUAUUGUACAUGGGUAAUUGUGCCUGAAGCGCAAGGAGGCUAUCUGUAACUAAAACCUUUCUGUUAGCGACACUGCACGAUCUGGUUAAAUUGGGUUACAUCAGUUUUCCAGUAGGGAGACAAGGGCCCUUAACCAUCAUUUCCACCAUGAAGCAGUACUGGAGUAUCCGUAAUGCAGCUGGAAAGAGUUUUGAUGUCUGUUCAGUGACUUGUCUUCAAAAAGGAGUGCUGCAGGAGCUGCACAGCAGAAGGUCGUGCAUGCUGGUCCCUAAGAAGGAAAAACAUGUUAGAAGCAACA